Molecule: messenger RNA, 1869 nt
Organism: Ordospora colligata OC4
Lineage: Eukaryota; Fungi; Microsporidia; Ordosporidae
Exons: 1
Coding region: 1-1869 (622 amino acids)
Molecular function (GO): RNA binding
Source: RefSeq, a predicted model, not a curated record
AUGGAGCAUGACUUUAAAAGAACAAGUAUCUUUGAUUCCAAAAACAUUGGGGAGACAACAUUAUCUCUGAUCAUGCCAUUUAGAAAGUCUACUCCACAUGAAGCCUUGCAGGCAGUUUACAACAAAAUCUUUAUCGAUUUACAAAAAACAUUUAUAGGCAUUGGCAAAGUAUCUGUGUGUAGAGAUGUUGAAAACAAAGUCACGGUGCAUGUAAAGGUUGAGCAUACGCAUAGCAUAUCGUUCAUAAUGAAGCUGGUUUCAGGAUGCUUCAGGCACUGUAUCAAGAUGGAGCUUCCACUGUACCUCUAUUCUCAGAAAACAGAUAUUUUUAUAAGGAUAAAAAAGAUAAUGGAUCAAUCUGGAACAUCCAUUUCAAUCAAAAUAUGCAAAAAAGUUGAGGUUUAUAUAUGCGGAAGAAUUGAAGAAUGUCUUAAUGUCAGGAUGGAAAUAUUUGAGAUGAUUGAGAAGAUGGCAGGAAGAUCUGUGGAGAACAAAAAGACUGUGGUACCUGUUCAAUCAGCUGUUGAAAAGGGACAACGAGUGUUUUAUCGCUCGAGAAUAAAUUCCGAAGAUUGCCUUGUAUCAUGUGAAGAUAAAAACCUGAUUGGGUCUAAGGAUUCGGCUAUUGCUGAUAAAAUACAACAGUACUUUGAAAAGCUUGUUCUUGAUGCUCAGAAGAUGAUGUAUUUACUGCAUUACAAAGCGAUUGAGAUCGAGAGCAUUCUUGCAUACAAUCAGUCAUAUAUGGACACAAAUGACAACGAUAAAUCUCAUGUUGAUGUGACACUGCGAGGAUUCAGUGCUCACGAUGUGAUGAUGGCAAGGAACGGAAUAGACCUGCUUUACAAUGAAAUAAUGAAGCUGGUGAUAUCGGAUGUCGACUCUUUCAGCAGUGAAGAAGCAAUUGUAUUUGAGGUUGCUGAUACAAGGCAAUUUCUUGUGAUUGGGGAGAAAAAGUACUUGAUGAGUAUGCUUGAUGAAGGAUAUGUGGAAGGAGAGAUUGAUGUUGAUACGGACACAAUUGAUUUUUUGUGUGGAAAGAAAAACGGAAAAAUAGUAAAAAUCAUGAGAGAUGUGGACUGCAACAUCAAGAUACAGAAGAGGGAGAGCAGUACCAGGAUUUGCAUUACUAUUAGCGGCCGCUGUAGAAAUUUUGUACGUGCCUUGGAAAUGAUUGAGGAAGAGUUUCCUGAGGAGCUUACAUUCCAUAUUGAUGAGAAGCAUCACAAGCGAAUAAUUGGAUAUGGAGGAAAGAACAUACAAAAAAUAAUGAAGAAGCAUGGUGUAUACAUUAAGUUUAUGAGUGAUAAGGAAAGACGAAGAGUAGGGCAUACAGACAAUGUGCUGAUGAAGACACCUAGAAAGAAUGCAUGCAACCUUUCUACAAUGAAGCAGGAAGUGAUGGCGUUGAUAGAAGAAUUUGAUGAAGAGCUUACAGAAUUCCAGACCAGAAUAUCGUUCAGUGAGUUUUAUGAUUUUGAGCCAUCAAAAUUCAGGUUAGCCUUUGAAGGUGUUUUAGUGAAUGAGAUCGAGAUGGUUAUACCUUGUAACUAUUAUAUUGAAGAUGAAGACUGGCGAAUGCGUCAUUCAACUGAUGAUACGAGGCAUUAUAAUACGAAUCAUAUAAAUAGAGUUGAUGAGCAUAAUCUACAAAGAUUCAGGAUACAAAAUAAAGGCCCAUGGAUUGUUAAGAGCUCUGAAACACUUUGUUUAGAAAAGAUUACUGCAAUGCACUGGAUCGGAAAUGUUGAAUGCAUGCCGAUGUUUUCAUGGUUGUUUAAAUACGCUUACAAUGUCUUUCCUAUGUGUAAUAGAAAUGAUGCAAAAGAACAAGAUGCCGGUGAAGAUGAGAAAAUCAUGCUUAUUUGA